Eublepharis macularius is the source of this 2493-nucleotide messenger RNA. It is a transcript of the gene LRP2BP, whose product is annotated as LRP2 binding protein. Gene Ontology annotation, molecular function: protein binding. The record is from RefSeq and is a predicted model, not a curated record. Bases 102 to 1256 code for a protein of 384 amino acids. NCBI's taxonomy places the organism in Eukaryota, Metazoa, Chordata, Lepidosauria, Squamata, Eublepharidae. The transcript is spliced from 10 exons.
CCGGAAGAAAGGAAGAGGGCGAAGCUGCGGGCGAUGCGGGAGGGCGCAGGCCGCGAUGAGAAGCGAAGGUGAAUUCAAGAAGGAGAACUUGAAAGAAUGAAAUGAGGCUGACUGGUGAGCCUCUGCCUCAGGAAAGUGGCUCUGAGACCAUCCUCCAAACCAUUUCCAAAAUCCAGAGUGCUGAAUCAGAUGUGAUCAAAUGGGCAGCCUGCCCACAAAAUUACAGUCAUUCCUUUCUACUUGCAAGGGCUGAAGAGCUCGUGGACAAGAAGAUCAAUGCUGGAGAACCCCGGGGACAUUUUCUAAAAGGGCAGCUGUUUUUUGAAGAGGGAUGGUAUGCAGAGGCAUUACUGCAGUUUGAACAAAGCAAAGAUGCAGAUUUUCAGUCCAUGUAUCAGUUAGGCGUGAUGUAUUAUGAUGGACUGGGGACCCCAGCAGAUCCUAAAAAAGGAGUGGAAUAUAUGGAGAAGAUUGUCAACUCUGACUCCCCUAAGGCAAGGCAUUUAAAGUUUGCUGCAGCAUACAAUCUUGGCAGAGCUUAUUGGGAAGGAUGUGGAACGGAGAUCUUGGAAAAAGAGGCUGAAAGAUUAUGGCUUAUUGGUGCAGACCACGGAAACCCAAAAGCAAGCAUAAAGGCUCAGAGUGCCCUUGGAAUGCUGUAUUCUGCAACACAUCCCAAGGAUCUGAAAAAGGCAUUCUUUUGGCAUUCAGAAGCGUGUGGGAAUGGGAGCCUGGAAUCUCAGGGCAUCCUUGGACUUAUGUAUCUCUAUGGGCAUGGUGUACGUAAAAAUCUGAAGGCUGCUUUGGAAUGUCUGAAUCAAGCGUCGGACCGUGGAAACGUCUAUGCUAAAGGUCAUCUUGUAGAGUAUUACUACAGAAGAAAAUUUUUUACAAAAGCUGCUGAGUUUGCCAAGAGGGUUGCAGAGAAUGAUGAUAUUCAACAGAUAGCAAAGGCAACGGACUGCAUGCCCUUUUACAUCGCUAAAGGGCUUGCAAUGGCUUCCUUCUACUUGGCCAGGUGCCUCCAACUUGGCCUGGGAACAAAAUCAGAUGCUGCGGCAGCUAAGAAAUACUAUUCUAAGAUCCUGACAAGACUUCUGAUGAGGCCCCAACAUGACCCAAUUACACCCAUCACCACUAGCCGGCAAGUCACAGAGAAACCCAAGGGUCCAUUAACCUGUUCGAAAGAGCGUCAUCCUCCUCUGACCUUAUUGCAUGCAAUCUGGAUCCUGCUAUUGCUGCUGACCUUGAACUGACAGCAAAUCAUGGGAGAAUUUAGUGUAUCACUUUGAUAAAUCUAAGCAAGUUCCAGCAGUUUUGCUUCAUCACCUCUGACUACUGUAACUCUAAAUCAUGAAUACUAGAAACAAAUGUAUUUCCUUAGACACACAAUGUUUUUAUAUCCUUUUAACUUAAAUUUCUCUUUGGAAGUGAAUUACAGGUCCCCCCCUCCCCUCGCACAUACCCAUCUACAUUUCUAAAUUUAGCUUUCCUUUAUCUGGUUUAUAUAAUCAGCAUUAAUAGUGCAGCAUUAAAGACACAAGAUUAAAAUGGUAACAAGUCUGAAAUACUUGUGUCUAGAAAUUACAGCUUUUAAAACUGCAUGCACAAAACUGAAUGAUCUGAAAGAAUUAUGUUACAGUGCAUUAACCGAGCCUUGCUAUAAAACUUAAAAGAGUGUCUUAGAUUUCACAGCAAGGUGUCUCUCUUAAGCUACCCUUGAAUGCUAUGUCCUCAGUCAUAGCUUUUUCAGUGGUGGCACCUUCAAAACCCUUUAAGCUCACUAGGCACCUACUCUACUUUCUUUGAGGAGCUAAGCCAAAACAUUUCACUCAGGUUUUUAAUUAAGUGGCUGAUCUUUUAAUGUAAUUUUUACAUUUGCUUCCUGCCUGAUAACUGUUUUAUUAGACUCAUUUUAAGAUGUACAACAUUUUUGCUUUUUAUGCUCUUGUUGGGGGUUUAAUAGUUUGUUAACAGCUUGUAAGGUGUUAGGCUUUUAUCAGGUUCCACUUACUAAUCUGCCUUGAGCAGGUUCUCUGGAGAGGCAGCAGGGAUAUCUAACUUUUUUAAAGAAGGGGAUCUAAUCGUGCAUUUCUAAACUUUUUCUAGUUUAGUCCUUAUCCUACAGUUUUGAGAGCAAGUAGUUGUGGUGCACAUUCACUUUUCAUUGAGCAACUACUUGAAACUUUUAUGUAUGUACAUCUACUGCAUUUCACAUUGCCAGUCCUUCUCUGCAAUCAUCUUCACUCCCAUUUUAUCCAUGUUAAAAUGAGAAUGUGACUGGCCCAAGGUCACCCAGUGAGCAUCAUGGUUGAGGAGGGAUUUGAAUCCAAGUCCUUCCAGUUCUACCAGACAGGCACUACAGCUCCAUCAUCACCUUGGUGUGUAGGCACUGGCACCCGUGGCACAUAUGUACUGUGGACAAUGCUCAAAGUCAUCUAUAGAUCUGAGAAUUUUUUUUCAAACUGGAACCCCUGCUGUGGUAUUCUUGAA